AAUAUAGGCUCCGCCACUAAUGCUAAAAAGCGACUUGCCUGGUGUUAUCAAUAUCACAACUGGAUCUUGGAUGACUGGAAACGUGUUAUUUAUUCAGAUGAGACCAAAAUUAACCGUAUUAAACUCUGCCGCUGACGAGUUAAACAAAGAAGCCAACAAUAUGACUGGAUUUGCGUUCAGAAGCACAUGCUUUCCUCAUCUGUACAAAAUGUUGAAGCAUUGGGGCGUUUCAGAGCCAAUAUUGAAGUAAGAUGGUUUACACAAUGUCAACAAUAUCGUUACCUACUUUAUGCUGUCAUUAGGUUCAUUACGACCAAAUAUUCUCUUCCAAAGGCAAUCAACUUGGCCCGACAAGAAUUUGGGCUCUCAAGCAGCCGAAUACACAACGCUGUUGUUCCAAAAGCAAGUAAAUUCAUUUUCGGCCUCACCAAAAUGGAACUGAUGGUUUUCAUCCUAUUCUGGUUUGCUGGAGACGGCCAUAGUAGGCCUUGUUACAUCUACACCAAAGAAAUCGGCAGCCUGUUGUCGUAUUCGUCAAUGGAGAUUGCAUCAAGAGAUGAAGAAAUCCUGAAACUGUUGAAAGCAGCAUUGGAACGGUACGAUUUUACAAGACUCAGCAUCUGCCACUACAGGACUUGGAUGCCCAAAUUGAAAAUUCUGAGGACUCCAGAAAUGGACCAGGCGAUCCUGGAGGCUUUGAACGCGUUGAGCUCUGAACAUUUGCAUCCGAAGCAUAAAUAUAUCAAGGCUGUUUUGGAAAGCCCAUUUCGCGGUGUCGCAAUACGAUUCGGCCGACCAAGAGAGCUAUCGUUCAUCGAAUAUGCACCCAAUACAUCAAAUCGACUGCAAUGUUUUAUUGCCCAGUAAGUUAACCUAUCCAUAAGGUUAUCUGUGAAACUAUCGAUUUUCGUGUGUGUGGCAGAGACUUUCAUUGUCUGCAGUUACAUGAAGUCAACGACAUUUUAUCAUUUGCCGGCUUUCCAGAAGUUACCGAUACACGAAAGUUUGACAUCGGCAAAUUCA
Messenger RNA from Radiomyces spectabilis, 1023 nucleotides. RefSeq lists its product as uncharacterized. The transcript has a single exon. The record is from RefSeq and is a predicted model, not a curated record. Bases 187 to 867 code for a protein of 226 amino acids. NCBI's taxonomy places the organism in Eukaryota, Fungi, Mucoromycota, Mucoromycetes, Mucorales, Radiomycetaceae.